GAGAGAGGGGGGGAGAGAGAGAGAGAGAGAGAGAGAGAGAGUGGGUGUGUUGAUGGUUCGGCGGCUUGACUCUCCAGCUGCUGAGCGGGUUGGAGCGCACCGACGAGGAAACAAACUGAACUCACUCCUCAUCUGAACUGUCAUUCACUCCACCUUGAACGUGAAUGAGAGUGUUUUGGGCAGAGGACACGGAAACAUGGCGGGACAGCGCUGUUUUUUAUCUUUACAUGGAGCUUUAUCGAUCUUUUUCUUCUCCGUGCUGCUGCGUCCCGGGACUGCCGGUAUGCCCCAGCUUUUCCCCAUGAGUAAGCUGUGUAAGUUCUGUGACGUGGAGCUGUCCUCCUCCUGUAGUGGCACGGGGACCUGCUUCACCAACUGCUCCAUCACAUCCAUCUGCGUGGAAGCCAGCGAGGUCUGUGUCGCUAUCUGGAGAAAGAACGAGACAGACUUCUCCAUCGAAACAAUCUGUCACGACCCGGCCAAGUCGCUGCACGGCAUUAUGCUGGACGACUACAACAGCUCCACCUGCGUGAUGAAGGAGAAGAACACGACGAGUGGGAUGGCUCACAUCUGCUCCUGUUCUGAGGAGGAGUGUAACGACAGGCUGUUAUUCUCCCCCAGUGAGUGUAUGUCAAGAACACUUUGUUGCCAUCUUCAUUUUUCAUCCAUCUAAAAUUUUAAAAAGUAA
Labrus bergylta (ballan wrasse) is the source of this 688-nucleotide messenger RNA. NCBI's taxonomy places the organism in Eukaryota, Metazoa, Chordata, Actinopteri, Labriformes, Labridae. The record is from RefSeq and is a predicted model, not a curated record.